Messenger RNA from Amphibalanus amphitrite, 2985 nucleotides. RefSeq names its product outer dynein arm-docking complex subunit 4-like. Gene Ontology annotation, cellular component: cytoplasm. The record is from RefSeq and is a predicted model, not a curated record. Lineage: Eukaryota; Metazoa; Arthropoda; Thecostraca; Balanomorpha; Balanidae. The transcript has a single exon. The coding region runs from base 226 to 2745 and encodes 839 amino acids. Gene Ontology annotation, molecular function: protein binding.
AAAAAAUUAUCAAAAAAAUUACAGAGCGUUCAAGAGAGGAGUUUUUUCAGACAUAUUUACCAUAUCCCAGAGGUUUCUACUUAAAUGACACAAGUGAUAACUUUCACACAAAGUCCAGUAAAUGAGUGUAUAAACUAUUCGACAGCAUACAACAUAUUUCCCCAUAAGACGAUGGCAUGACGGGCCAACAAAACAAGGAGUGAUACAAAAAUAUAGGAGUUCGAAAUGUCUGAAGAAGAUCUCAAAGAUAAAGAGCUUGUAUUUUCAUUUAACCUUACAGCAGGUAAAUUUUUAGUGAAGAAGCGAAGAUUCAAGGAGGCAAUUGAAAGCUUUUCCAGGGCCCUUGCCCUUACACCAAAUCACGAAACAUGUUUGACGAUGAGAAGCAAGUGCUAUCUUCUCCUUGGUCAACAUGACAAAGCGCUGAAAGAUUCGGAAGAUGCGUUGGCAAAUAAUCCCACGUCGAGCACAGGUAUUGUGCAAAAAGCGGAAGCGCUAUACGCUCAAGGAGAGUUCGAGUACGCUCUGGUUUGCUUUCACAGAGGUAAAAAGCUGAGAUCAGAUAUCGAAGAAUUUAAUCUGGGAAUACAAAAGUCUGCCGAAGCUAUCGAAAACGCUAUCGGAGAUAAGUCUGGGCUGCGAUUCUGCCGCAUGGGUAAGAUACUCCGACAAAUACAGGCCAAGAAAGAGAAAGAGAUCCAGGCCAGCACGUGGCGCGGCCAAAAGCGUAAGCAAUCACCCACCGAGCAGGACGACGCCAAAAAGAACUACGGCUGCAAGACGCUGCUGGAGGAGCUGUCCAAGGACAAGGCGUUCCUGCAGAAGCUGAUCCACCACCCGGAGCUGACGGGGCCGUGUAAGGACGAGAUCGUCAAGGAGGCCAGCGAGGUGCUCGAGUUCAUGCAGACUCGCCAGGAGUUCUGGGGCCAGCAGAAGCCGCUGUAUGCCCGCAAGAUACAGCGCAAGAUGGCCGAGGGCAAGACCACGGUCGACGAGGAGGAUGAGCAGCUGCGCCGGCGCAUCGACGAGAAGAAGAGCCGCGUGCAGGCCAACCACGAGACGGUGACGCGCCUGCUGGUGGACAUUGACGCCACCCUGCAGCGCGCCGAGUACGAGCGCGCCCUGCAGAUGUGCGCCGAGGCCGAGCAGACCAUCAAGUCGUACAGCCUGACGUGGCUGCCGCGCCGGCAGGCCUACCUCGGCGUGGUGUACAGCGCGCUCGGAGACGCCCACCUCAAGCUGGGCCACUACCGAGAGGCGCUCAAGUGGCACAACAAGGACCUCGAGCUGAGUAAGGACAACCCGCGCCUGCUGCACUCGCGAGCGCGCGCGCUCGACAACCUCGGCCGCACUCACGCCACAUUCCGGCGCUACCAGGCGGCCAUCGACGCCUGGGAGCAGCGCAUCCCUCUCUCUCGCAGCCCUGAGAAGCGCACCUGGCUCUUCCACGAGAUCGGCACGUGCUACCGCGAGCUGGGCCGCCACGAGACGGCGCGCUUCUACGGCACCAAGUGUGUCAAAGAGGCGCGCCGCUGCGAGCAGCAGGCGUGGAUCAUGCGCGGCCUGUGGCUGCUCGCCGAGGCCGAGACCCAGCUGGAGGUCAUGGACGCGGCGCUCAAACACUUUGACCAGGCCAUCGAACUAGCGACCGCGCACGGCACCAAGCAGGAGGUGAAGGCUCUGGAAGCCGCCUGCCAGCGUGCCGUCGAGCUGAUGAAGCAGCGCGAUGCCGACCGCGCCAAGGCCAAGGCGCUCUAUACUACCGUGGGUGUCAUCCAGCCGCGCCGCUCCGUCGGAGGGAACGUCAAGUUCGACGAGCCCGACGAGUCGGAGGAGGAAGCGCAGGAGCGCAUGCCGCGGCCCAACAUCGUGCUCAUCGAGGGAGCCGACGAGAGCGGCUCGGUGAUCGACAUCAGCGACAGUUUCGACGACACUGGCAGCUACGUGGACUGGACGGACGAGGACACGCUGCCGCCAGAGGAGCCCUCCCAGGAGCAGCUGGCCGCCGCGCCGGACGGAGAGGAAGGCGAGGACGAGGACGAGUCCUCCGGCGAGGACAGCAGCCCGCGCUCCUCCGGAGAGGAGACGGGAGCCGCGGCGGCGGCGAGCGGCGAUGAGGAAGGUGAGGCCGCCGCAGAGACCGAGCAGGAGACGACCGGUGGCGAGACGACGGCGCUUGAGGACGGGGAGGAGGAUACCGUCGGGGAGACUACCGAUGGAGAGGACGACGGGGAGACCACAGAGGGCGAGGAGGAAACAGACGUCGGAGAGACGACCGAGGGCGGGGAGACGGGAGAUACCGCGGCCACCGGCGAGGAGGUCGAGACCGAGGACGGCGGUGAAGAAACGCAAGCGGAGGACGGAGGGGAGGCUACAGAAGAGGGAGGAGACACCGAGGCGGCCACCGAGGAGACAGGGGAGGAGGAGGCCACCGAAGAAGGAGCAGCGGCAGAAGAGGCUCCUGUGGAAGAGGGAGCAGCUGAAGAGGGAGCGACCGAAGAGGCUCCCGCUGAAGAAGCGCCUGCCGAAGAAGCUCCCGCUGAAGAAGCCCCUGCGGAAGAGGCUCCCGCCGAAGAAGGGGCGGCAGAGGAGGCUCCAGCCGAGGAAGAGGCGGCUCCUGCAGCGGAGGAAGCCCCAGCAGACGCCACGGAGGGUGGCGAGGCGGAGGCACUACCAGCAGAAGUCGACGGAGCGGAGGAGGCGCCAGCAGAGCCUGCUGAGGACGCUGACGCCCCCGCCGAGUGAGGUCAGCGGACUUUCGCCACCAAGCCGUCACCUCCCUGUCGUCCUUGUCUGCUGUCAAUUUUAGGAGUGCUUUCGGUCGGAAAUGUCUUUUGACAAGUGACGUGCUUGGUUGGGAAGUGUACACAUAUGUUCCAUCAUAUCUUAGGGACGUACCCCAUAUUCUUAUCAUUAAAAUCCUAGGUGAGCAAUUGAAUACACGACUACGAACUGACAAUAAUAAGAUAUCGUACAGGAAACUUG